GCGGGCUUUCUGUCAAGAUGGAUGCGCCCAUGGACACGCUGUCUGAAGUAAUUGCGGAGCUCUCGAAAAGGGCAGCUGAGGGUAUAGAGUCGGUUCCAGAUGCAGUGCGGGCUGUGCACCGUCUGACGGAGCUUUUUAGGGAACGGGAAUACAGAGAGAAUGCAGAAGAAGGUGUUUUCAUAGUCAUCUUGAAAUUUCUAACCAGUGCUUCCUGCAAAGUCCAGUCUUUUAAUGUAGAGCCCAGCAUAUCUCUGGAGAGCUGGUUUCAGUUGUUGGCUGAAUGUUUUCGCUGUUUGAGAAAUUCAUGUGUACAAUGCACUAGGAAUCAAAGUACUCUCAGCUUUUCGCUGCGGUCUCCAGUUCCUUGGCAACAUCGCAGCAGGAAACAGGGAUUCCCAGAAUAGCAUUUGGAAGUGUGCCUUUCCAGAACUUUUCUUGAACUGUCUAACGCAUGAAGAUGAAAAAGUUGUUUCCUACUGCGCUAUGGUUUUGUUUACAUGUAUCAACCGAGAGAAUGUUGAAGAUCUUCAAGAAACAUCAAAACUCAAAGUUGCUCUGAAUGUUAUAUCCGCCUACAAGAAGCAGCCGGAUGCAGAGUGGUUGUACCUGAUUGUAACAAACCAUUUCCUCAAGUGCCCAGAUCUGGUGAAGGCCAUGUAUGCCCAACUGAUCAAUCAAGAAAGGAUUGCAAUGUUAGAGCUGCUUAUUGCCACAAUAAGUGAGAAGGAUCCACUUUCUGAAGAAGAAUCGAAUACUUUGCAGAGAAUAGCAGAGUUCAUCUCUGUCUGCUUCCAAGACCAGUGCAAAGCGGUAUUAAAGCUGGCUUCACCUGGGGACAAUGAUGAGGAGGAAUCCAUGGUUGUCAUACGAUUGCUUGAUGUGCUGUGUGAAAUGACCUCCAAUAAUGACCAUUUGGCAUGUUUGCAAAGCUGUCCAGGUUUACUUGAAACUGUUGUAGAUAUAUUGCAUAUGACGCAUCUUGCAGGCAAGCAAAGUAAGAACAUCUUCACGGCCACACAUACCAUGACAAUGGGUUUAGACGCAACGCAUGCAGUUGUUGGGUUCAAAGCACAUCUUAUUCGUUUAAUAGGAAAUUUGUGCUAUGAGAACAAAGAAAAUCAAGACAAGAUUUAUCAGCUUGAAGGAAUACCUCUCAUUCUGGACAACUGCAGCAUAGAUGACAACAAUCCCUUUUUAAACCAGUGGGCAGUGUUUGCCAUCAGAAACAUUACUGAACACAACGAGAGAAAUCAAGAGCUCAUCGCCAAACUGGAGCAUUAUGGGCUAGCAGAUAGCUCAGUGUUAGAAAAUAUGGGAUUACAUGUGGAAGAACGGGAUGGCAAGUUGGUACUGAAAUCUCUAAAGAAAUCAUCGACAUAAAGAGAAAGAGAACUGAUGAAUACCCAAGACUUUAUACCAUAUAUUGCUCAAAAGAAAUUGUAUAUUAUAAUAUCAGAGUGACAAAAGAAUAGUAAUACAUCACAUUUAUAGAGGUUGUUAAACCAAUGGUAUAUUUGGAAUGAUCAUUUUCUAAUUUACUUCAUAUAUAUGUCAACAGUUGCAAAAAUAUAAAGGAAUCUGGGCCAUUGUAUUUUGUGUGAGGUGCAUACAUUUAUUGGAAAGGCAAUGUUGAUACAUCUACUUUUCUUAGACUUUUACAAUUUCUCCUCUUUUGGAUCUUAAUAAUUAAGAAACAAACAUACAUGCGUUUUCUCAAUGUUUGUGGUUUGCUAUAUUUAUUAUAAUGUGAGGCUUAUUUAUCUGGAAUUGACAAACUUACCUUAAAGCAUAAAGUAGAAAUAUUUAUAAGCAAAUUUAUAGUCUGCUCUGAGAACCACCCUAUACAUUUUUAUACAUAAAAAAAUUAAAUAGUAAAUAUUCUUCAAUUUGGUUUGGCUGUGUUAUUUGCUUUUCAGUGAUUCAAUUAAGAAUUUGUUAAAUUUUAUGAGAUUUUUUUUUCUCUACAUAUUUUCGUUUUCCAAUCCUUUGUACAUUGCUUCACUGGCAAAUUCUCAUAAUUAAUUAUGUUGGUUUCUUUUCUGCAUUAUGCCUUUCCAGAACAUUGGUAACAUGUAUUUCUAAUUAAUUAAGAACCCUGAGUCUGCAACUUGAUUUUUUUAUGUCUUAAGUGUUGCUAGUGAGCCACAGUCAUGAGGAAUGUGGUCCUGAAUGGACUGGAGAAUAAAUGCAUAUAAAUAAUUUGUACAGUCCUGCUUUUGAGUUGAGUUGUUCAGAUACAUACAUGUAUUGUACCCUAUGGAUGUGAUGCCAAAAACACUUCUCACAACCUCUAACUUAGCGGGUUUUUCUAAUCCCCGUUUGGUUUCCUUGGUUUACAGAUCCAUACAAAGGCUAAAUAAUGAGGUGAAUGGAGAUUUCUUUAGUUUUCUCUGUGAGUUAGAAGUGUACACAUUUGUCAUCAAGGAUUUGGCAGAUUUGAACAGAACAAACAUUUUUUACUUCAAACCUUUUACCGACUAAACAGAGAAAUGCCAAAAAUUCAUUGAGUGCCAACUCUUAUGUACAAGUAUUCUAACUGCUACAUUCCAGAUCUCUGCAUAUUUAAGUAAGAUAUUUUAGGUAAGAGUCAGUGGACAAAUAUUGGUUUCAGAUUUAUGACAUUUUAUUUACCUAGUAUUUGUGUUUAAGGAUUUGAUCAAGUUUUUCAUAUCUGUAGCUCAUGCAUUAACAUUUAAAAUGAAAGCAGCAUGAAAUAACUUGCUUUAACAACAAUAUUUACUAUAAAUAAGGUGAUAAUAUCAGACUUAAAUGUAAUCCUGUUGGGUGAAAAACCUACUGAAAGGUGAAGAACUUUUGUUAUUAUUAUACCAAAAAAGGAUGCUAAUGUCGGCCAUCCCAGGAAGUUGCAGAGUCGUAAACAUUGCAUUCAGGUUAUUCAUAAUGUUAUGUAUUAUGGUUAAAGGCACAUUACAUAGUUAUUGAUGUGCACAGUUCACCCAAAAAAUAGGAGAAUUACAGGUGAACUGUAUGCAUCCUUAAAUAUUCAUUGUGCAGGGGUAACUCAGCUUUUCUUGCAGGAGAUACUCACUAGGAUUGGCCCUUGAUAAUGCAUAAUUGAUAGAUUGCAAAUCACCUACAAUUCACCUGCAAGUCAUCUCGGUGUGAACAGAGCUAUAAGUAAAAUGGUUUUCAGUAAUAAGCGUUUAACUUGUUCUAAAACCUUAACUCAGAUGCCCUUUAUAGGAUCUCUCAAAAUAGAUGACGCUGUUGCAAUAUCUAAGUCCAUGAUUUGUACUUAUGCAGCAUACAGGCAAAUCCUGGUCCGGAUUGACUAGUAGUGGCCAAGACAUGUUGCAUGAAUUUUGCCACAACUGUUAACAUAUCAUAUGGCAGUGGCCCUUUUAAUAUCCUGUAAUCUAAUACAUUCAAAUUCAUAAACAAUUAUAUGAAUAAAAACCAUUAGUCAUUAGUUAAUGUGACAGUAGUAUUAAAGCUAGUUUAAAGGGCCACUGUAAGUAAAUAUUUUCUAUGCCUGUUACUAACUAACAACCCCAAAUACGCUUUUUAUCAAUAGCAUUUCAUUAACAUAUCUCUACCGUAUAUCAGAAAUCUUGUCUGCAAAUUUAAUUGUUUUCCAAACCCACUCCGUGGGUAUCCUUUGCUCUGUACCAAUCCGUUUACAAUACCUAGGUUUCAAAAUGGCGCUUUAAACACAAAGUUAUUGGUUUAAGUAUUUUGAACAUGUAGUGCUGAAAAUAGUGGGCAGGAUAACGUGACAUCAUCGGCGAAUAAAAUAUAUAACUUUUAGAACGUUAUGAAACUUCGUUUUGGAGAAAAUAUAGGUCAGUAGGUUUUAAUUAAUGUUUAUUAACUUUAAUAUGUUAGUUGUUUAGCUUAACAAUUAUAACAGAAAGUAAUCCUUUAAGUAGACUGGAAAAUUUAAAUUAUCCUAUGUAUGAAGCCAGCCAGACAUUUGACAUUUUUCAGGUACAAAUCCAAAAUUCCAAAAUCCAGACUUUUUUCAUUAAUAUAUUUUUAAAAAUAAAAUUAUUACAAAUUAACAUUUUUCUCAACAGUAAGUAACAAUCUUCUCUGCCUGUGUCUUUGGUUUGAUUUGUGUGUUCUAAAAUGUAAAUGCUAGUCUUUAUUUAAAACUACUACCUUUCUGAUCACAGUACUGUACUAUCUUUUCAAUAGUACUAUGCAUACAAAAGUAUUAAAAAAGAUAUAACAUGUAUAAGCGGUAUAAUGACAUGUAAAUAUUGCCUAAUCUACAUAAGAUAUUGAUGUUUACACAUGGUCCAAUACCCUCUCCAUGCUGUCCCAUGUUACAGUAACAAAUAUACAAAUAUUCUGAAAAACAUACUAUUUUUUAUUAAAGGGUUUUGUACCUGUAUCACAAUAUUGAGCAAUAUUUUGGUCUUGGCUUGGUAAACCUUCAUAAUUCAGAUAGAGCACGUCAUUUUCAACACUUUUCUUCUAUUUGUGAAACAAAAUAAAUAAUGGCACUACCUUCAA
Molecule: messenger RNA, 4479 nt
Organism: Bombina bombina (fire-bellied toad)
Lineage: Eukaryota; Metazoa; Chordata; Amphibia; Anura; Bombinatoridae
Gene: ATXN10
Product: ataxin 10
Biological process (GO): neuron projection development
Cellular component (GO): cytosol
Source: RefSeq, a predicted model, not a curated record